GACAAGCCGCAACAAGAAUCCUGAAGAAGAAGCUCCUAAACUCUUCUCCAUGCUUCCUUUUGCCUCUUCUCCAAGCUUUCAAAAACCCUUCUCUCUCUCGUUCUCAAUCUCUCUCUCCCAAAUUCCACUUCAAUCUCUGUAAAAAACCCCUAGAAAUGGCGUCAAAAAGGCUAACGAAAUCAGCUUUAACCACCAUUAAAUCCACCUCAAAGCUAUCAAGACUCUCUCACUCGCCUCACUCUUCACUCUCUCGCACUCGCACAAUCUCCUCCUCCUCUUCACUGCUCGGCACGGCCUUUUCUCGGCCUCUAAACGACAAUAAAAAUGUCGUUUUCGCCAACUUUUCAACGAUCACUUCCACUCGCUUCUUCCACUCUUCCUCUCCUCGUUUCUCCUCUGCCACGGCCAGCUCCUCCCAGCUUGAUCCGUCUCAAUUCACUGAGAUGGCGUGGGAGGGGGUAGUUGGUGCUGUUGAAACAGCACAAGCUAACAAGCAACAAGUAGUGGAAACUGAGCAUUUGAUGAAAUCCCUAUUGGAGCAAAAGGAUGGAUUGGCGAGAAGAAUCUUUGCAAAGAUUGGAGUUGACAACUCUUCAGCUUUGCAAAUCACAAUCGACUUUAUAUCGCAUCAACCAAAGGUGACAGGUGGGACCAGUGGCCCUGUAAUGGGUUCAAAUCUCAGCUCCUUGUUGGACAAUGCGCGAAAGAAUAAGAAGGAUAUGGGAGAUGAUUUUGUUUCUGUAGAGCAUAUUGUCUUGGCAUUCCAUUUAGACAAGAGGUUUGGGCAGCAGUUUUUGAGGAACCUUGGGGUUAGCGAGAAGGAUUUGAGGGAUGCUGUUACAGCUGUUCGUGGAAAUCAGAGAGUAACUGAUCAAAAUCCUGAAGGGAAAUACCAGGCACUGGAUAAAUAUGGGAGUGACUUGACUGAGCUUGCUAGGCGUGGAAAACUCGAUCCUGUGAUAGGUCGAGAUGAUGAAAUUCGGCGGUGUAUCCAGAUAUUAUCACGUAGAACAAAAAAUAAUCCUGUUAUUAUUGGGGAGCCUGGUGUGGGAAAAACUGCAAUUGCUGAGGGACUAGCUCAAAGAAUUGUGCGUGGUGACGUGCCAGAACCUCUGUUGAAUCGGAAGUUAAUCUCCCUGGACAUGGGUGCAUUGGUUGCUGGCGCCAAGUAUUGUGGAGAAUUUGAGGAGAGGUUAAAAGCUGUGCUGAAGGAAGUUACUGCUUCAAAUGGGCAGAUCAUAUUAUUCAUUGACGAGAUCCAUACUGUUGUUGGUGCAGGGGCUACUUCUGGUGCAAUGGAUGCUGGGAACUUGUUGAAGCCAAUGCUUGGGCGAGGUGAGCUACGGUGUAUAGGGGCAACUACAUUGAAUGAGUAUAGGAAAUACAUUGAGAAGGAUCCAGCACUCGCACGAAGGUUCCAACAAGUGUUUUGCGAUCAACCAACUGUUGAAGAUACAAUAUCCAUUCUUCGCGGGCUGCGUGAGCGUUAUGAGCUACAUCAUGGUGUUAAAAUAUCAGACAGUGCCCUUGUUGCAGCAGCAGUUCUUGCAGAUAGAUACAUCACAGAACGUUUUCUGCCUGACAAAGCCAUUGACCUUGUUGAUGAAGCGGCUGCAAAGCUGAAAAUGGAGAUCACUUCUAAACCUACAGAGCUGGAUGAAAUUGAUAGAGCUGUGUUGAAGUUGGAGAUGGAGAAGUUGUCUUUGAAAAAUGACACCGAUAAAGCAUCAAAAGAGAGGUUGAGUAAGCUUGAACAUGAUUUGGAAGAACUUAAGCAAAAACAGAAAGAACUAACUGAACUUUGGGAUCGUGAGAAGGAUCUCAUGAAUCGAAUACGAUCCUUAAAAGAAGAGAUUGAUAGAGUCAAUCAAGAGAUGGAAGCUGCUGAGCGCGAGUAUGACCUGAACCGCGCUGCUGAGCUCCGAUAUGGAACUCUAAUGUCCCUUCAACGCCAGUUAGAGGAGGCUGACAAAAACCUUUCUGAAUUCCGAAAGUCCGGAAAGUCUUUGCUUCGAGAAGAGGUGACUGAUUUUGACAUUGCUGAAAUUGUAAGCAAAUGGACUGGUAUACCUGUGUCAAACCUUCAGCAAUCAGAGAAGGAGAAGCUAGUUUUACUGGAAGAGGUGCUACACAGGAGAGUAGUUGGUCAAGAUAUUGCAGUAAGGUCAGUGGCCGAUGCCAUCCGGCGUUCAAGGGCAGGACUAUCUGAUCCAAAUCGUCCGAUAGCUAGCUUUAUGUUCAUGGGCCCCACUGGUGUGGGCAAAACUGAGCUUGCGAAGGCCUUAGCCAGUUUCCUCUUUAACACUGAAAAUGCUCUAGUAAGAAUAGAUAUGAGUGAAUACAUGGAAAAGCAUGCGGUUUCACGCUUGGUGGGGGCCCCACCUGGUUAUGUUGGUUAUGAAGAAGGUGGGCAACUCACUGAAGUGGUUCGUAGAAGGCCAUAUUCCGUAGUGCUGUUUGAUGAAAUUGAGAAAGCGCAUCAUGAUGUCUUCAACAUUCUGUUACAGUUGUUGGAUGAUGGAAGGAUAACCGACUCUCAAGGAAGAACUGUUAGUUUUACUAAUGCUGUUGUGAUUAUGACUUCAAACAUCGGUUCCCAUUUGAUACUUGAAACUCUCAGUAAUACACAUGAUACCAAGGAAGUUGUUUAUGAUAUCAUGAAAAAACAAGUUGUAGAUUUGGCCAGACAACAUUUCCGUCCAGAAUUCAUGAAUCGUAUUGAUGAAUAUAUUGUUUUCAAGCCUUUGGACUCCAAAGAAAUCAAUAGAAUUGUUGAGAUACAGAUGAAUCGACUGAAAGAGAGGCUCAAACAAAAGAAAAUCGAUCUGCAUCACACCAAGGAAGCCACCGACCUUUUGGGGAAACUGGGCUUUGACCCGAACUUCGGAGCACGACCAGUUAAGCGUGUGAUACAGCAGUUGGUUGAGAAUGAAAUUGCAAUGGGAGUCUUGAAGGGAGAUUUCAAGGAAGAAGAUUCGAUUAUAGUUGAUGCUGAUGUAGCUUCAGAUCUUCCUCCCCAGAACAGAUUGCACAUCAGGAAAAUAGAGAGCAGUUCAUUAAGAGAAGCCAUGAUUGCCUGAUAGAUUUCCCUUUUGAAGUUGUAAGUAUGUAAUGCUUCGUUUUGUUUUAGCACAAGCUUUCUAGACAGUAUGGCAAGAUACUGUCUUUUCCUUUUCCUUUUCUUUUUUGCCCCUUGUAAAAAGGAAAAUGGCCAAAUAAGCGCUGCUAGUUCCAUAUUUAAGUUCAAGUUAGUUUUAAAUUCA
Molecule: messenger RNA, 3263 nt
Organism: Populus trichocarpa (black cottonwood)
Lineage: Eukaryota; Viridiplantae; Streptophyta; Magnoliopsida; Malpighiales; Salicaceae
Product: chaperone protein ClpB3, mitochondrial
Exons: 10
Coding region: 156-3080 (974 amino acids)
Biological process (GO): cellular response to heat; protein refolding
Cellular component (GO): cytoplasm
Molecular function (GO): ATP binding; ATP hydrolysis activity
Source: RefSeq, a predicted model, not a curated record